Messenger RNA from Botrytis fragariae, 192 nucleotides. RefSeq lists its product as uncharacterized. The transcript has 2 exons. The record is from RefSeq and is a predicted model, not a curated record. Bases 1 to 192 code for a protein of 63 amino acids. NCBI's taxonomy places the organism in Eukaryota, Fungi, Ascomycota, Leotiomycetes, Helotiales, Sclerotiniaceae.
AUGACCGUUUCAUUGGUGGCUGUGUCUUUAUCCUUCAUCCUUUGGCAAGCAAUGUAUCAAGACGUUUCCAUCGACGCUCAAUUCUUCUCUUCCACUUUCCAAGGUCCUUUCCGAAUUGUAACAUCACUUGGAUCUCUCCUUCCUAAUGCAUCUUCGCAUAACCCAAAUUCGGUCAAACUCCUCCGGAUUUGA